Molecule: messenger RNA, 16226 nt
Organism: Porites evermanni
Lineage: Eukaryota; Metazoa; Cnidaria; Anthozoa; Scleractinia; Poritidae
Source: the annotation of a GenBank genome assembly
AGGUUUUCUAACAACAAGAUCAAGGAAUUUGAGCUUUGUGCAUGGCCAUUAUGCAAGAAAUGUGAUCAAAACUCGCUUUUUGCCGAGAAUUUGAGAACUUUUCUCUCAUUCCUACCUCAUUAUGGGUAGCAGGCAUACUCGUCGUUCGGGUGGCGAUAGAGAACGUACCUCAAAUUCGCAGCGCGAGGGCGCAAAUUCUGCGCUCAGUGAAGACACUGAAAGCGACAAUGAAUCGGAUCUUGUAAGCGUUCUGGCUUUUUUGCUCCGCAGGUAAGAUGACGGCACCCUUAAAAGUAGAAUUCAUUUUUUUAUUGAUGUAUUUUUGUUGCAGUGGACUUUUACGUUGGUCUUAUAACGUAUCAAAACGAAGAAGAGUUUUGGGGAAGACUUGAGUCUUUCUUCUUGCUACAAAUGGUUUAAUACUCGAGCUUUAAUUGCGUAGCAGCGAGAGUGGUAAUCUGCGAGCAGUUUUCUUUUCUUCGUAUUUAGUACACAAAAGGGGUCAUGCUCCCAGGUGUUCCUAGUUGUUUAUGCAAUACGCAUACGUUCCAGUUACCAGUUGCGUGACAUUCGUUUGAUUUUAACAUCCCAAAACAAACAAAUUUGCCAUUUGCACAUCUCCCAUGAUACACCAUGUUUACCCCCCAAAAUUUUGCAUAGCCUUUUUUUUUUUUUUCUCAUUUCUCCUGGGUAGUUACAGUCAUCCCAAGAGAAAUUGGAAGACAAUGCUUUUGCAAAAUUUUGGGGGACAAACAUGGUGUAUCAUGGGAGAUUAGCUAAUUGCAAACAUGGCUUAACCAUACAAUGUGUUUUUCUUAAGUCGACUCCAAUGUGCAAAGGAAGAUUGUUACAAUAUAUGCUUAUUCAGAAAACAAUGAAAAAGGUACAAACCAAGGUGCAAACUAUAGUGUUAUUGGGGCACACGUACCUUUUUUUGUCCUCCUCAUUAGCAUAAAAUAACAACAAUAUUCAUAUUAGCAUACCAGCUGACUUAAGUAGUAACUUUCUAAUGUUAUGGAUCCAAAUAGAAAAAAAACAACAAAUAGCAUUACUAUGUUCAAUGUCUUUAUUAUCUCUCUAAAGUGAAGUAACAAAAAGCUUGUACCAGAAUAAUUUAAAGCAUAUUGCAUUCUUUUUCACAUUUUUCAAGGCUAAAGAUGUAUUUAGUCAUCUGUAUUAACACCACACUAAAUUUCUCAUGGGAGCCCGAGAAAAUAAAUGUCAAAUUUCACAAAAUGACUUCUUACACAUGAAAUUUUUAGAAUUUUACCUGUGUUUUCACAAUUCUUGUGAAAUUUGACAUUCAUUUUCUCGGACUACCAUGAGAAAGUUUCUUUGGUGUUGUUACAGAUGACUAAUUACAUCUUUAGCCCUUGGAAAAUGUAAAAAAGAGUGCGAUAUUCUUUAAAUUAUUCUGGUACAAGAUUUUUGGCCACUGAAAAUUUGAAUUACUCAAUUUCCUGGUGGAUUCCGUCUUAAGUUGCCGGGUAAAUACAAAAAGUAGACGGGGAAUCAAACAGCUAUGGGUUUCUUUGGGUUUGAUUAUUCCUUUGAAAGUAGUAAUGCAGGCCACGUUCAUAGAAGCUGGUGUAAGACCCCGGCCUCCCACCUCUUAUUAAUGACAGCCCUGUAAAUACAGUCAACUGUCUGUCAUAGUCAGACACCAUUGGGAAUGGAAUUAAGUGUUGAUUUUAGAGAGGUGUCAGAGAAUCAAAGAAUAAAAAUAAUGAAGAAAUGCAGGUACACAGGGAAGUAUCCUUAUUUGUCUGAGUAUUCAUAUCACUGACCUUGUCUUGUUUCUUUGCUUAGUGGCCAGGCUCGUCUGGUCAGAGCCACAGCUGAGGGUGGAGGUGGAAUACACUUGAUUCAUGGGCUAUCGUCAAGUGACAGUGAUGAUGAUGAAGAUUUUGGGGAUGAUUUUCCCUGCUGUGAUGUUCCCAGUCCUCCAGGUACGUUGAGAGCAAAAUCAUAUUUCAUCAGUUAUAAUAAUCAUUCAUUCAGGCAGCCUUGUCGUGAAUGCCAAAGGGCUGUUCUUCACGAUAUCACAGUUUUAAAGCAAACAGGGUUUAUUUCACAGCUUCGAUCCUCACAGUACAAUGGCUCGCUCACACACUACACAAAAUCGUGACUUUCUUGAAUCUAUAAGCUUUAGUUUUUAAUGCGAUCUGUCAUCAAGUUCUCUGUCGCUCUGACAGACGAGUGAAACUAUUAUUAACAAAAUCAAAGGAAUAAAAAAAUCACGCCAUCUCACAAUCACGCUACACUCUUGCUUCAUAACAGCCUCAGCGGAGCUAGUCACCUGGCCGCCCAGUCCGCUCUAUUGUCCAUGCAGGCUGAGUGUUUGCUGGUGGAUGCCACCCCAGCGUCCCUCAUCAGAAUGUCUAUGAAUGAAGACACCAGGUGACCACGUCGUAGGUCACUAUGGUGUAUUCAGUUAGUCAAAAAUACCUCUUUCUGGCUGCAUGAGUCAAAAUGUAUGGUGCAAACUGUAUAAUGAUUAAUAAAGAUGAUAAUAAUAAUGAUAAUAUGUCAGACAGUCAGUUCUGUCAUUGAAAGAACUGAAGGGGCGCACCAUACAAUUCUCCAUUAAUUUUGUUUUUCAAGUAAACAUUCAAUUAUGUACCACCAGUGAUUUCAAAAUGGACAACAAUGAAGCAAUAAAUCACUGUUGUCUUGUUCCACUAACCAAUUGCACCUCUUUUGAAAUAAGUUUUACUUUAGGACAAAUAAAUGGCCAACAAAAAAAAUACAGGGGAAAGGAAAAUGAAAGAAACAAGGUGGAGCCAAGUGAAAAAGAAAAGUCAAGGGGGUAAUGGCAAUUUUAAACCAACAGACUAUCAAAGUUUUACCUCCUCCAUUAAAAAAGGUGCACACAAGCCAAAGGCCCAAAUGGCCGGAGCUUAUCCUCGUUUCCUCAGCAUGACGCAUGCAUAGGAGUAUUGCUACUCCUCCCUGGACGUGAUGCUAGUCCAUCACAGGGUUUUCCCCAGCAGUAUGUCGCUGGUACUCAUUUAUACACCUGUGUAAAGAGGGAGACAAAGUGGUUUAAAGUUCCUUGUAUAAGGAAACAACAAGAAGGGCGAGGCUUGAACCCCUAACCUUCAGAUUCAGAGUUUGAAGUGUUAGCUGCUCGGCCACACAUGCCUCCAACUUCUCCAUUGGAAGCCCUAAUUUAUUAUCAAGAACAAAAGCCAGAUUUGGUUCAACUUGGAAACUAGGUUUUGGUCAGUUUUUGUUAUUUUUAGCCCCAGGCAGUGACCAGAAAAAGGCUUGACUAUUGGUGUUUUUCACAAAAAUUUGUAGAAGCGAGUGGGUUCUUCUUAAGCAGUAACCUCACUUGCCAAAAACAUGGUUGAUGAGGUUUGAUAGAGGAUUUAUGAUAUAUUCCUCCACUGUGUGUGGUGUAAUGUACUGUUUACAUUUGUAUCUAUCAACAGUUGAUCCCAACCCAAGUACAUUGUCUAUUGAUGUAAGUACAACAUUAGGUGUGGUUUAUACAUUUUACAUUUUUGAACUUAUAAUAUUAGUGCAGUUAAUGUGCAGUCUGGAGUUUAUGAGAAAAGGACCUAAGUCUCAUUAAUCACAGCCUUAUAUUGACUGCAUUUUUGAACAGACAUCAGGACCACUGGGCCAGAGUGGAAGAAAUAAAUAUGCAAAAGUUGGUUUAUAGGAUACAAUGUUUAUCCUCUUUUCACUUUCAGGAAAGUAUGUUUAAACAGGAUACCAUGCUCUCAAGUGGCCAGGGAUUUAGUAAUACCCUGUCAAAUAAUCAGAAUAUUUGUUCAAGACUUCAUAUGGUAGGUAAUGUACAUUUAGUUCUGACUGAUGUUCUAACAGCAUUUUGGCGUAUGUACUCUACUGUCAGUAUGCAAUUUGAACAUCUCCUUAGAGACACCUCCGUAGUAUACACCUCUCUAUUUGAGACAGUCCUGUGUGUCCCUAUGAAGGUACUCUUUGUACAAUCCCUACCUCCACAAUAUGGACACCUCUCUAAUACAACCAGUCUUGUGUGUCUUAAAGAUGACCCACUUCAUACAGAUCAUGUACUAUUGCCACCUUUACAAUACAGACUUCUCUCCGUUAUAGCCAGUCCUGUGUGUCCCAAAGAUGGUAGACUUCUUACAAACCUUAACGCAUCCAUAAUACGGUGUACAGAGACCACCAUAAUACAGACAUUUCUCUAUUCUUUGGUCCUAAAGGUGUAAAUGUUCAUACAUUUCCAGCCUCUAUAAUACAGAUACCUCUAUGAUACGGCUACCUCUGUAAUGUGGAAACUUCUCUCUGUCCCCUUGUUUGUACUAAGAAGGCUUGACAGUAUAUCAUUCAGUAUAUAUGUUACAGGAAAAAUUAAAUUCAGGUCAAGAUUUUUUACCCUUGGUUGAUUCUCAGUUUCCUUUUUCUGCUGGCCCUAAUUCAUGAAUGACUAGAGAAGAACGAAAACUGAGAAUCAACCUAGGUUAAAAAAUUUUAACCUAAACUUCAUUUUGACCUUGUAAGGCCUCAACAGUGAAACUUAGUAAUUAACUUAGCUCACUGUACAACAUUUAUUUUAAUUUGUAGAGGGAAAGUUCUCUUUGCCGAAGACAAAAUUUUUCUCAAGGUGACAAGGCAGCUGCUUAUGCCAAGUAAGUCCCUGACAUAAGUACAUGUAGUUAAUAAUUUAUUAUUAUUUUUAUUUCUGUUAUAGUUACAGGUAUACUAUGCUGUAAGGGCUGUCACUAAGGUUUGAAAUCACGGAUCAUUAUACAUUUCUGGGAAAGUGAGCACCUACCCCUCCCUUAAGUCAACAUUUUGCCCUAAGUGAGAAGUUAGUGUUAAUGUUGGCUUAGGGGAGGGGUAGGUGGGCAGUUUCCUAGAAACAUAUAAUGAUCUGAAAUCACCAGGUAUUUGCAUUAAAAUUAUUAGUAGGAGGGGAAUUCAACAGUUAGACAGUUAGGAAGUUCUUUUGCUUGUAUUUUCAUGUUGUUUCCUGGUAUGAAAGUAGCCAAGGGAAGUCUCUGGCCCCCUGUUCAGUGCAUAUUUUUACAAUUUAACAAAAAUAAUUUCCAAGAGAAAAAGGGAAUAUAUAAUAUUUUUGCCAGUGACAGUUUAGUAUUGUGUAAACAAGUAAAAACUCCCAAAAUAACUUUCAACAUUUGGGUAGCAUCAUUGUGCUACUGUCAAGAAAACAAUAAAAGGUACAUUGUUCACUAAAUUAGCAAAACAUAGUGCUUGUAAUUAAAAAAUACAAAUUCAAUACUCAUAACUCAAUAUUGCCAUUUUUGAGUCCAAUUUGCCAUUAUUAGUCCUUCAUGAGGAAUUUUUCUGGACAAGUGUAGUGGUACGCUACCUUUUUCUCACUUUCUUCUUUCAUGACAUGAUUGCUUUUUGUGUUGUUUAGCUUUAUCCCGAACAAAAUGGAGACAAAAGCCCAUUGUCGCGAGAAGUUAUUUUGCGGCAGAUAUUCAAGUGAUGGCACAGUGUUCCUUUCAGCAUGCCAAGGUUAGUUUGUUUGUAGAUUAAUAGUAUUCUUAAUGUAUGAAGAUACCUCAUUAAACAUUUACAAUGUAGCUCAAGUUGUGGUAUACAUUUCCAUACAACUGAGCAACUAAGUUUUGAAUGCCUUUCAUUGAUUUAAUCUUUCCUCUUUUAUAGACCAGCACAUUCGGCUGUAUGAUACAACAAAUGGACAAUUUAAAGAAUUCCGUAACAUAACAGCCAGAGAUGUUGGCUGGAGCAUUAUUGACACUGAUUACAGGUACUAAUUGGGAGGAGUAAAUUAAAGUAUAACUAAAUCUGCAUGGAAAAGAAGUUUAUCUUAUAAAUCUACAGUGUUAUUUUACAAGUGCCAGAUUUGAAAAUAGAAAAGUUGGUUCACUGAUACAACUUUCAGCCAUAAAAAUGGCACUUGUUUCAAAAUUAAUAGUGUGAGAAAGCAGCCAAUAUUUCCCAACAUCGCCACUGGCUUCCCUGUGAAAUGACGCUGAGGAAAGAGCACAGAAAUUCCACACUGGUUAAGUGUCACUCCCUAGAUCUGAGAAGUGCCUCUGAUUGGUUGUGCUAUAUGGGAAAUUUGCUUCAACCAAUCAGAAGCACUAGCCAAAUUUGGGUAGUGACACAUAAUCAGUGUGGAGUUUCUGUCCUUGUUCCUCACACAUCAUUUUAUGAGGAAACCAUUGACAUCCCAAAAUGUUGACUACUUUCUUAAAUGACAAUGUAAUAUUUAUUUUUGACGUUUGUGAGUUGUUAUGAAUUCAUUAAUAAUUUGGUGUUUCUUUUUUGGUAGCCCUGAUCAACAGUACCUCAUCUAUUCAAGCUGGUCUGACUAUAGUAAGUCAACUGAAAUAAUUUCUAAUUUAUAUCUUAACACUUAAGGGUUGGAAGAGAUAACAGAUUUAUUUUUGUUGAAUAGUAUGUAGUUUUCAAUAGAGAUUCCUCUUAAUGGUAGCUACUCCUUAAAGUCUCUAAAGACUCCUUGGCAAAGUGCGUAAUUUCUGAAAUGUGUGCCAGACGUACGUGUAGUCUCUCUGAAGCUGUGGUUUUGAGGUCCCACACAUGGGCUCAGGUCAGAAUAAGCAUUAAGUGAUAUAACACGAAUAAUAAAGACAUUAGAAAUUGAAUGUUUGUGUUUGUUUAUGGAACAAAUUUCAUAGGUUUGGUGAAACAGGUGCAAUGUAAUGCUUAAAUAUUAAAAACACUGCAAAACAAGUGGGGUUGUACUUUGUCCGAACAGACUAGGUGGCUGAGACACACAUGCAUGGCCACAAAUCUUCAGAUUGUUUUGAAUACCCAAAAAACUAAGCCAUCCAAAAAAUGCUAGCCAAAUUUUCCUUCCCCUAAAAAUCCCAGAAACAAAAAUUUCAAACCCCCAAAAAUCCUUUGAUCAUCUCCGUCACUUGAAAUCCGGCGUACCCCCGCCCCCCCUCCCCUUCCCUCACCCGGGAAAAUGUCAAAAAUAGUAACACAAAGUGUUUGAAUCAAAUGGACAGUUGCAAUAUGUAUACCUUAUGUCUUGUUUAAAAAAGUAAACACACUAAAGAGUUGUUGACUUCUGGUUUCAUUUCUUAAUUGCUGUUUAAUUUUCAUUUUACUUGUAGUUCAUCUUUGUAACAUCUAUGGGGAUCAUGAAUCACACACUGCUUUAUGUUUAAAGUGAGUAAUGAUUUUUUUUAAAUUUCACCUGCAGAUUUAGAGUUAGCCAAGUUAAAGUGACAGUUUGUAGGAUGAAAAAAUUGAUUACUGCCCUCUGAACCAAACAACCUUUUGUUUGAACAAUAAAUUGCCCUCACUUUUGUGCCUGGUUGGAUAUUUAAGAAUGUGCAAUACUCCUAAUGGGCCUGAUUUUGCUUUGAUCAGAACUCUUCACUUUGGAGCACUUUACCUUGGAGGAUUUUAAAUUGUGUUGGUUUUACUUGUCGUUUCUUUAGUCCAGACGAUGCAAGAUUCUGUGCCUUUUCAAUAAAAUUUUCACAAGAUAAUAGAGAAAUCUUAGCAGGGUAAGUCAAUUGCUUAAUAUGUGUUCCAUUUCCAGAUUCAGAAUUAUUUUCUUGUUUAAUUUAAUAUUCAGCAAUAUCCAAGUUGGUUACCCACUAAAAGAUGACAUCAGAGCACCAAUUUUCCCCCUCCUCCACCACGACCUAUAUUGUAGAGUUAAAUGAAUGAGUACAUGAAUAACCUUAUUCAAACACAGUCAACUCAUGAGGACUUAAAAACACUGCAGUUGUAACAUUAUAAGUCAAAAAAUUAUCAGAUAUUGCAGAGAUGUCAGUUGCCAUUUAAGUAUCCUCUAGUGGAAGAAAAAGAGUUGUCCUGUUGAUGUAAGGUGUCCAAAUUUUUCUAUGUGGCUUCGUUUUCGAACAUGAGGACAGUUGAUGUUAGGGGAUGUAAGUUUGAAAACAGGGCCAUUUUGAGACUCAACCAUGGAAACUAAUGUUCAUACUUUUCUCAAAAAUAAAAAGCUUUUUGCAAGAACAAUUUACAUCAGAUUACUUAUGAAAAUCUACCAUAAAAGCUUUGUAUGGACAAAAGAAUGAAAGAAAUGGAUUUUUCAGUUAUUGCCUUUGAAUGCUGUAUGUUAGUGUUUCCAGGAUAUCAGAAGUUCUUUUAGUUUGAAUUGCAACCCUCAACUGUCAGCAGAAGUACUUGUAUAACAGCCAUGCAAUAGACAACCCAAUUAACCCAUUAGCCCCUGGAGAUUUUGCCGAAAAACGCGUUUUAAAGCUAGUCGAGUGGUGUUCUGGUCACUGUGGUGCUAUUAAGAGCUAAACUUACCACAAAGCUGUUUACAGGUCUUACACUUUGCAGCCUUCUGAUCCAGAUGCAAAAUAUCAGCUUCCCAAGUUUGGGCAUGCGCAGAAAGCAAAAUUUCUAGAUAGUUUUUGGGUUUAAAGCUGCAGUAAAGCUACAUAUAUAAAAGCGACACAGCAGUCUUGACUUUUACUUUUCGCUUUCUCUCCUCUCCUCUUUUUUCGCUUUUCUUGCCUCUUUUUUUUUUCUGUUGGUAGGAAUUUAGUAGGCUUCAUUUUGGUGGCAAAGGUUUUUAGGAAAGCUUUUAGGAUCUUAGGAUUAGAUGAAAGGAAAGGUAGUUGGGUAGUGAAACAAGAUUUUCAUGGAAAUUUUCAGGUCAAUGUUACAUGGUUUUUUGCCUCGUUCUCCAGUGUCAUUGUCUGAAUUGUGCUCAUUCUGGUAUGGUUUGAAAGAUCUCUUCACUCUGCACAAGUUGGCCGACAAAGUUGUCUUUGACCGUUAAAACUGAUGACAUCACAAGCGGUAGAAAGAACAUGGACCGGCAUGGGUGGUUACAGGUGGCUCAGGGGCGAAUGGGUUAACUUGUUAUUUUGUUGUUAUAAAAAAAAUAUAUUGUGUAAUUCUAGUAUAAACUAUCCCUAUCUAGAGCCAAUGAUGCAUGUAUAUACGUUUAUGAUCGAGGAAGUAAUCAGCGGACAUUAAGGGUGAGUAAUGAAGAAAAACCUACAUAGGAUGAGGCCUCUUUCAGACACUGAACUUUUCAUGAGCCAAAUUAAACCUAAUACGAUGAAUUAAUUAUGUUUUAAGUUCUGCGUCUGAAUCAGUAAAUUAAGAAUGCCUGUUUUAAUUUGGGAUGGCUCAGCCAUUCAUUCCGUCUGGCUUGGCUGGGAAUUUUCACUUUGGAAUAACUUUGGAAUGGCUUUGAUUGAGACUGCAUAUCUUUUCAUAUGCUGAAUCUAAUGCAUAAAUUAAUCCUUGGAGGGGUAGGGGAGGGAAAGGUUUAUUUUUCCUUUUUAAAGUCUGUAAAAAAAGGGUCUCAGUCAUUAAUUUUGCCUCCUUGGCAGUUGUGCUCCCUUCCCUACGUUGUACAUUACCUUUUGGUGAUUAGUAUGUGAAGCUGUAUUCAUGUUCUCAUACUCAAUCUAUUUGUUUAUUUAUUUAUUUUAUUUUAUUUUAUUUUUAUAAGCAUUGCCUAUUACAUAAUUAGAAAAAGAAAAAGAAUUAUAAAUACUGUAAAUACUGAAACAAAGAAUAAUAAAUGCUUGAUUAGGCAGGGGUGCCACAACAGUGGAGCUUAAAGCUUAAAAAAUAUGUAAAAAACAGCCAUGUUAAAAACAACAACGAAGACGGACAGACAUCUCACUUGAAACAUUACAUUCCAUCAUGUUACUUUUAGGUUCAUGGCCAUGAAGAUGAUGUAGAUUCUGUGACAUUUGCAGAUUCCAGCUCUCAAAUCCUAAUUUCUGGUGCAGAUGAUGGUCUCUGUAAGGUAUGUAUGUUCCUGAGAAAGAAGCCAAGCUGCUUCUCUAAUCUUUACCAGUUUAGAUAGUGUAUUUGUUGUAAUUUAUUCUCUCAUUUUCGUUAGUACUAGAAGAUGCUUACAUUUUAGGACAACUAACUAUGAAGGCUAGUGACAUUACCAUAUUAUUUAUAUGUCAUUGUUGUUGUUUUUAUUGAAGGUUUGGGAUCGCCGGCAGUUAAAUGAGAGCUGCCCCUAUCCAGUUGGCAUUUUAGCAGGACAUUCAGAUGGCAUCACCCAUAUUGAUCCAAGGGUAACUAAGAAACUUACACUCCUAGCAAUUGAUGAGAAGUAUAGUAAGAUGUAUUAUCACAGAGGUAUCUAUGGUUUAAAGAAAGAGAUAAAAAAUUUUGGCAGCAUCUUUGGAACCAAUAGCAGCGUACAAAGAAAAUCGUGUCCAAUAGCCUGGGGCUAGUGGAUUUUGUUAUUGGGCUAGUAAAUUCUGUUCUUAAAACUUGCCCAGUGGGCAAGUGAAAAUUUUUUGGAGGAAAGGUGGUGGGGGGAUCAAUUUAAUUGCUGAAGAAGUAUAAUCAAUGUUGCUUGUCAAAAAACUUUGGGGGGCUAGUCAAAAGACUUUCGGGCUAGCAAAUGCUAACUACAGCUUGCGUGAAGGACAAGCUGUAAAACUGACUUACUUUGCACCCUGAAUAGAACUGACAGUUAAGGAGAGAGAUUUCUGUAUUAUGGAAUGGUCCUUAAGGAAAGGUGACAAUAAUAAAAAGGACAUCUUAGCCAAGUGCCACUGACACCCUUUGACAAACAUUUCUGUGACAAAGGGUCUGUUAGUUUUGUUUUCUGAUGGCUAUAUUUUAUUAUUGUUAUUGUUAUAUAUCUGGAAAUUUUUUUCCCAAAAGUGCGGGCUCUCAUUGGUUACUUCAAAGUCACAUGACGUCUAAGAAUGAAACUAUUUCCUGCCCAGAUCUCUCAGCAGGCAACAUUGCAAAAUCUAUGACAUUAGAGGGUAACAUUACACUGUUACCCACGAAUUUUGACUGAUGACCACGGUACAACGAGGUUUAAUGAAUUUCCAGCUUCAAAAUUUCCAGCUAUGUAACAAAUCACUUGAAGACUGGUCCCUCGGGAAACAGUCAAUUUUGUUUCCCUCGAAUCUCAAUGUUGGAUUCUCGGAAAACAAAAUUAACUGUUUCCUUUGGGUUCAGUCAUUUAAGUUUCUAUACGUUCUGGUUUCUGAUUGCUACAUGUGCUUGAUAAUGAUUUCAGGGAGAUGGUCGUCAUCUUAUCACAAACUCUAAAGAUCAGACAAUCAAGUUAUGGGACAUGAGAAAGUUUUCUAAUGAAGAAGGGGUUGAGGUAACUUUUCAUGGAGUGGGUACUGUCUUAUGCUUCACUUAAGGAUCCUUCUGUUUGCAGAUUAAAAAAAAAGAAAACAAUAAUAAAAUUAUGAUUGAAAUUAUGAUGCCCUGUAUGUAGGGAGAUUUGUUGUUUUGUUUUGUUUCUCUUUUUUCCUUUGCUUGACAUUAUGUGUGUAGGUACAUGAACGUAAGGUCGAAUUACAGUGUGAUCUACUUACCUAGACAGCUUGUGUAUGUGUCAGCAGUUUUUAUAGACUUUAAGUAUGUAGAAACUAUUUUUCUAACAGAACAUGAACAACCAUAACUGUAUUUGGCAAAGUAAUAGUUUACAAAAGCAUUGUAUUACUAAUUGAGACUUUCUACAUUUUAUCAUAAUUAUUUUUGAACUUUGUACUUCAGGCUACAAAACGUGCUGUAGCAGGACAAAGGUGGGAUUACCGGUGGCAACCAGUCCCAAGAAAAUGUAAGUGUACGGAAUUCAGUGGUGUGCUUAUGACAGAUAUAAGGGUCCUUCAUUAAUUUGUGCUCAUUGUUUUUAUUGUUGAUAAUAAUAGUAAAAUUAAAUGCUUAUAAUAGUAAUCAAGAUUUCAGUGGCAUGUGGUACUGUAAUAGAACCACACUGAAGUACUUCUUCUACUGUCAUGACCACUAUCAUUGUAACACCCAAAGCUAUUACUAAUAGCACAGUCACUACAAUGAUAAGUCUUAUUGUAUUGAUUGUGGCAUUGGCAGUGGCAGUGGUAGUUAUUAGCAUACCACUACUACUACAACUACCAUCACUGUUACGGUCAACACUUCUGCUACAGCUACCACCACUUCUUCUCCUACCACUACCACUACUUCCACUACUAUCUCUACUACUACAUGGCCAUAGCUAGCUGAGGGGCAAGGGGUGGGGGGGGGGGCAGUUGCCACUGCCACAACUGUUACCAUCACUACCGUUACAUUGUACUGUUAGUAGUGACUGUGUAUUAGUAACAAAACUUAUCACUAUAUCAUGAUAAAAGUAUGCUAUAAUUUUAUUUCUUAAGAGCGUACAUAAUAAAUGACUGACAUGUAAUGAAUUCAAAUAUUCAAUGUGUUAUUUCUACUUCCAAAUGUCAUUCUUUCCACUAGCAAUGAGACGAUCUAAACUAGCUGGUGACUCAUCUCUCAUGACUUACCGUGGCCAUAGCGUGUUGUAUACUCUUAUAAGAUGUUACUUCUCUCCUGUGCAUACCACAGGCCAGGUAGGAGAUUGCAGGUCUAUGAUAAAUUGCUGUCUCUUGCUCUCAGCAAUAAUUUUAAAGUAUUUUAGUUUUUCUUAUAGUUACUGAAUCAUACUGUCAGUGAUGCCGUUCCAUGGGACCUUCACAAAAUUAUUGUGCAAUAAUUUCUAAAAAAGCGUGUUAUUAUUAUAUUCAUCUUAAUGAUUAUAUUCAUGUUAUUCACGAGUCAAUCUUUGCUAUAUUUUGAAUGUUGAGUGUACUUCUUAUUUUUUAGUAAUCAUUUUUAUUCAAUAAAUUAAUUAUUUUUUAAUUUUUUCAGCGAUAUAUUUAUACUGGAUGUUCUACAGGUUCUGUUGUCAGUAAGUAUUGAUUUAGUUCAUUUUGAGUGAAUUUUAUUCAUUACUUGAUUUUGUUUUACAACCGAAAAGUAUCUGUUCAGAAUUGACUUUAAUAUAAUAUAAAUUAUUUAUUUUUAGAUAUGUUAUUGUUUUUUAAUGCAGAUGUUCUUGUCUCAUAGUUUAUGAUGCACUGACUGGACAAGUCACCUCCAGGCUAAGGGGGCAUGUAUCCUUGAUAUAGUAAUGUUGAUCAGAGAUUAUAAGGUUGUUCAUAGACAAGAGUUCUCUAAUUACCUGAUAAUGUGUAUUAGAUCAUUAUUUAUCUUCUUUUCUAAUGAUCCUGAUAACUACAGGUAUGUACCUAUAAUUUCAUAACCAUACCAUGGUAACAGUACAACUCUCAGGGAAGAGGGCCUAAAAAUCAGUUUUCAACUUUAGAAAUAAGCUUUUUUAAUCAUAGAGAUUAGUGAAUUAAUAUUUUUCCCAUGGAAAUCCUAACCCAUCUUUCUGUUUUGGUAGCAUUACUUCUAGUGAUUGGCUGGAAAAAUUUUAGGUUAUUUUAAAAGAGGCUGUUUUAUUUACAAAGUUAAAAAAUAAUAAUCCUGCUACUGUCUUUAUUUUUUUAGUAGAUGUUAGGAAAUACUACAAAAUUGUCUCAAGUUGUUAGCUUACAAGUUUUAUUGAGGAUUUUCACAAUUUUAUUGUGUUACUACAUGUAAGAGUACGUCCCUAGACGAUGAUUGCCAGUCAAAAAAAAGCCAGCUCUUAGCAAUUUGGUUAGGCAGAGUGCAAAAAUCAAAGGGAUUCUUGUAAAAUUCCAUUAUCCAGUGCUUAAAAGAUUGAAAAAUACAAAAUUAAUUGUCUUAUGCUCUAUUCUGACGCGUAGUCAGGUUACAAGUCUGAAGUCUCCCUUUGGAACUUUAAAAUGACUCGUAUAAACUGCAACUAAACUUGCCAGUACUGUAGCUUCUGACAGGGAAUGAUCAGAACGGGCCCUUUUUGAUAUAUUUAAUGUAAAAUUUUUUUAAAUGUUUGCUUUAACUUCUAAUCAGAGAUUGACUGUUCGUGAUGUUGCAUGGCAUCCAUAUCACCCUGAGAUUGUGAGCACCUCAGUGAGUGUUAUAUAAUUAUUAAUAAGUGCCAGUAUAUUUGUGUGAUAGGGUGAGUGGAUUUAUUUAAGAUACUAGGAGAAAAGCUUGACAAAUUCAAACAAGAGGAAAUUACAUUAAGCACUUUUAUUAACCCAUUUGCUACUGGAAAUUUAGCUGUAAGACUCCUUUUGAACCUAGCUGAGCCUGAUCAUUGUUGGGCCAAAAAGAACCAAGGCUGCUCAAAAUGCUGUUUUUAAGUUGAGCAUUAAGCUGCCUUCUAUUUUUGGCACUAAAUUAAUGGGGCCUCUUAUAUGUUGGGGCAUGUCCAGAAGGUGAAAUUUUCACGUUCUCUACUCCCCUGUUCUCUCAUUUAUGGCCCAAAAGAUCUUUUUCCCCACGCAAGUUACAUCAUUGUACAUGUCAAAGUUAUACAUGACCAUUAAAACUGAUGAUGUAACAAGUGUUACAAUGGAAUGUGGAUCCAUAUGGGCAGUUAUGGGCAGUUCACUGGUGAAUAGGUUAAUAAAGCCUUAGAAAAAUAAUAUCAUCAUUUUAAUCUUCUUCUGCUUCAACUUCAUUCAGUGAUGUAAAUUUACUCUGUCAGUACUUAAGAUGCCACUACUGCUAAUAAUGAUUUAUUGUUUUUCUUAUUACCAGUGGGACAAAACGCUAGGUUUAUGGACUUACAGACGAAAGGUAGAAGAUGGUGAUGUCACAGAGAAUGAGGCGUCACCUAAGGAUACCAAGUCGACAUUGCAUAGGAAUCUUUUAAGCUUUAUCUAACACAGUUCAGUUUCAGGUGUAUCAAUCGUUAAACAAGUUCUAAAAUAGUUAUUAAUUUUUGUAAAGAUUUAAUUAAUGCACAAGCGAAUUUGCACCACAUGAAAUACUGCCUAGGAGUACAUUCAUUUGUGGUGGUCAAACCAAGAGGUUUUGUUUUUAGGUGGAAAAAAUACAUGCUUUGUACUCGCAUCAUAACAUUAAGCAAAGAGGAUCUAGGAUUUUUAUAGGGGAGUGAGUAAAACGUCAGAAUUAACUGGUCCAUCUCUUAGUAUUAUCACGAUCAGAUGAUAUUACAGAGCUGUGGAACCUGAAUAUAACAAUCCUCAGAAUAACAAAGAUAUACUUACCCCAGUAAUAACAGUAAAAUGUGACAUGUCCCUUAAUGGCCCUUCAUCAUACUGAGGUUUCACUGUAUCAGAGACUGCUUAGAUCAUGGUACUUAAAAGGUAUUAAUGAAUCCUUAUGCAGAUGAGAUUUAGUGUUCCUUUGAUGCACAAUGAUCCAAUUAAAGUGACCUUGGAUCAUAAAUCCUGAUCCGAAUCACUGCACCCUAUAUCUGAGGUAAAUAAGGGUUAUCUGGGUCAAGAAGGGUGAGGAGGGUUGCGGUUAAAGGAAACCCCCUCUCCCCAUAGAUCUGUGUUUGAAUAGUAACAUAGUUCACACACAUUGGGGAGUUUUCAUUCUCAGUCGUAAAAGUUUGGACCAACAAGUCGUUUUGGGAAAAUUGGUACUCAGAUAUUGAAACCUCUUUGAAUGGUCACAAGGAUUUGGUUAUGUUCUGGUUAACGGUGUAUAUCUUCUACAAGUCUCCUCCAGCCAAAAAAAUUCGUCGAACGUUUAAAAGUAAAAUACUUAAUAGAUAGUAGAUAAAUUUUGUAAAGGGAUGGCAAAUAAAAACCAAUACUUUUAUGCUUUUCUUAAGACACAUUAGAAGCUGCAACUUACUGUUUUUCUGGCCUACAUCCACAGCCAAAGGAAUUUUCUUUUAUUUGUUGUGAUUAUCAUAAUAUUUUAGGGAUUUUCAGUGAAUCUUGAAAUUUGCAAAUAGGCCUUUUUAGAAGCUUGUAUGACAGUGAAUCACUACCAGCCCUGUAAAUUUCCUUUUUAGAGAGUUAUCUAUAUUUUCUCUUAUUUAUUUUAAGAUGACCUGAGAAGCCUCAUGCCAAUGCCAUUGAUAGUAAUAUUAUUAUCCUCUCGUCAAUUCCCUUUUUUACUGCAGAGGUUAAAGGUUUAUCGUGGAGCUUAUUUGUAAGCGGUGUAUUUAAAAGCAAACAAACUGUUUUUGUUCUGUUCAGCAUGUAUGCCUCCUGGACAAAACUUGUGUCGUCAUGAAUAUUGUAUAUAAAUAUUACAAUGUCAAGUUGUGAUGAAUCAAACAGAACCAGGUUGGAGUUACUGGUUAUUUGUGGUCAGGACUUGUGAGAAGUGUUUGUUGUCAGUUAUAGUUUGGUGUGACAAGGUGAAUGUUGAAAAUAUUCUUAAAUGUACAAAAUUAUAGCAGAGUUGUGGAAACGUUUGAGGUAACUCGCCACUCCUUAAACUAUGGGAGGUGGGUACAAGUAUUACUGUAACAACAAUUUUUAGGAUGGUUGGGUGGACAAACCUUACUAGGUCUUACCCUCCCACACGAUCCCAAAAAUCUUUUCACGGAAAGUUUGUACCCAUACUUCAGUCUAAUAAACAAACUGUGUAAAUAAAAUAGUUACUAGAAAUUUCACUGUCACAGUGAGUGCUUGUGAGGGGAAAUU